GUCCCUCCCUACUUAAUUUAAACUCCUCCCUUUUGAUUCUUUUUGCUCCCCCAAAAACACACUUUUUCUCACGUCUUAAAGAGAAAACGCAAUAGAUUUCUCAUGGCGAUUUCGAUCUCCGGAGCGGUGCUUAGUGGGUUAGGUUCCUCGAUCUUGAUCAACGGAGGCAAGAGAAGCGGCGUUGGCCGUGGAGCUGUGAGAGUUGGCCGGAAUAAUAUGAUCAUUGCACCUCACCGUAAGAAGUCAUGGGUCAUGGCCACCACGAAAGGUGAUGGUAACUCAAAGCUCGAUCCAAAUUGGCUCGAUGAUGCCUCAGAAAAAGCUUCCAAGUACGUGAAGGAUAAAGGUAGUGAAGUGGGACACGUGUCUGCACAGAAAGGACAAGAGGUUUGCGAUCAGAUACAGAGAGCAAAAGACUACUUUGUUGAGAAAGCUGGUGAAGCGAUGGACAUGGUGGCUGAAAAUGCUAAGUUUGCUUCGGAUUUUGUGACGGAGAAAGCUAAAGAGACGGAGGAAGAAGCUGUUUCAAUGACGGAGAAAGCCAAUAGUUUCCUAGUUGAAAAAGUCGGUGAAGCUAAAGAUUUCAUCGUCGAAAAAGUCGGUGAAGCCAAAGUUUUGGCGACCGAUAUGAGCAUGAAAACGGCUAAGUACGUUGGAGAUAAAGCAGCGGAGGCAAAAGAAGUGAUAUUGCCUCCCGAAAAUGAAGUAUAG
Messenger RNA from Eutrema salsugineum, 711 nucleotides. RefSeq names its product protein COLD-REGULATED 15B, chloroplastic. The record is from RefSeq and is a predicted model, not a curated record. NCBI's taxonomy places the organism in Eukaryota, Viridiplantae, Streptophyta, Magnoliopsida, Brassicales, Brassicaceae. The coding region runs from base 103 to 711 and encodes 202 amino acids. The transcript is spliced from 2 exons.